Anoplopoma fimbria (sablefish) is the source of this 3840-nucleotide messenger RNA. Its product is annotated as hamartin-like. Gene Ontology annotation, cellular component: TSC1-TSC2 complex. The record is from RefSeq and is a predicted model, not a curated record. Gene Ontology annotation, biological process: negative regulation of cell population proliferation; regulation of cell cycle; negative regulation of TOR signaling. NCBI's taxonomy places the organism in Eukaryota, Metazoa, Chordata, Actinopteri, Perciformes, Anoplopomatidae.
GUGCUGCUCAACAUGGCGGCGCCCUGCUGGGAUCAACAGGUGUCCACGAUGUCCAGUCAGCAGGUGAGUAUCACUGAGCUCCUGCUCUCAUUGGACAGUCCAGAGCUGCAGGAGGCGGAGCAAGUCAGAGCAGCAGUCAAUCAGCAGCUGAGCACAGACAGAGGAGGUGCUGUUCUCUCCUCUCUGGUGGACUCGUACCUGGACUCCUCCUCCUCUCAGGUGCUGCUCCUCCUGUCCUCCAUCAGAGAGCCGCAUCACAAGCUGCUGCUGGAGAAGCUGAACGAGGCCCUGAACAGACCAGGAUCCAGAGUGUCUGGUCUGACUCUGCUGGGUCACCUGAUCAGGAAACAGCCUCCGUGGGUUCAUCACAUCAGCCGCUCGGCUCUGCUGCUGUCUCUGCUGCGCUGCCUCAAGACGGAGACAGACGUGGUGGUCCUGAUCACCGGAGUCCUGGUCCUCAUCACCCUGUUACCCAUGAUCCCUCAGGCCGGCAAGACGCACAUCUACGACUUCUUUGACGUGUUCGGACGCCUCGCACACUGGAGCUACAGGAACCCUGGUCACGUACCGGUGGUCCACCUGGUCCACCUCCAUGCAGGUGUGUACUCUCUGUUCCACCGGCUCUAUGGGAUGUUCCCCUGUAACUUCAUCUCCUACCUGAGGCUCCACUACAGCAUGAAGGAGAACCUGGACACCUUCCAGGAGGUCGUCAAGCCAAUGUUGGAACAUGUCAGGGUUCACCCAGAGUUGGUCACAGGGACUCAGGACUAUGAACUGGACCCGUCCAGGUGGAGGUGUUAUGAAGUCCAUGACAUCAUGAUUGAGUGUUCCAGAGUGUCUCUGGAUCCUCUGGAGUCGUCCUGUGAGGAGGACAUGUACUCCUCCAUCAGAGACCCUCCCCCACCCUCCCCCCUCCCUCACCUCAACCUCACCUCCAGUCCUCACAACACAGAGACUGUCAGCACACACACCUGGAGCUCAGGAAGUUCAGUUUGUCCUCAGCUGCUGUCUGAACGUCUGACUCUAAAUCAGCUGACACUCAACAGCUCCUACAUACAGUGUGUUCAGGCUGAUGAUGUCACAUGGAGUCCCUCCUCACAGUGUGGUUUGUCGACGCCCCCUCCUGAACCUGCUGCCACAGGCUCCGCCCCCCCACUCAGCAGGACCACCUCCAUCUCAGGUGUGAAAUGUCCCUCAUCAGCCACCGUCCCAGCGCCGCCGCUGACUGAAGAAAACCAAGAUGGCGGUCACAACAACGACCAGGUGAAGCUGGUCACAGAGGUGGAGGGAAGCAGCCAGAGUGAUGUCAUCAAUAACCUCGGAGAAGACGUCCGACCCCAGCAGCCCCCCUCCCCCUCCUCCUCCCCCCUCUCAGCCGGUCCUCCUCACCUCCACCCCCGUCAUGAGGAGCCCUCCUCAGGUUCAGUGCUCCUCUCUCCUCCCUGCUCCAUCUCACUCUGCUACCCCCCUCACCUCUCCUCCUCCACUCAGAGAUCAGAUGAGGGAGGCUCCGCCCCCUCUGGUCAAAGCCCCGCCCCUCAGUACGAGCCUCUGUUUGAGCUCGCUCUCCCACGAGCCGCCACGCUCUUCAUCGGGAGGAUGACUCAGGAGGCGCUGGAGAGAGCAGCAAGGGAGCAGGCGACGGGAGGACGAGGAGGAGAGGAGGAGGAGAGGGAGGAGGAGCAGACCUCUGUCUCUCCUCUGGAGGUUUUGGAUCAGCUGAUUGUCCACGGACACGAUGCCCACCAACACCUGAGCAGAAGGUAUUCAGCAGGGAAUAAGUCGUUGGAUCGGAGUCAUUUAGGAGGUAAACAGCAGAGCAUGAAAACCAAAGGCCCCGCCCAGGGGGAGGAGCUUCAGUCCCUGAGGAGUCAGAUGUUAUUGGUCCACGGUCAGCUGCAGUACGAACGCUUCAAACGUCAACAGCACGCCGUAAGGAACCGCCGUCUGCUGCGGAGGGUCAUCAACGCCACCGCGCUGGAGGAGCACGUGGUUGCCAUGAAAGGUCAGCUGAGCGUUCAGGACGAAGAGAUUCGCUCUCUGAAGUCGAGUCUGCAGGAAGAACAGAGGCGAUACACACAUCUGCAGCAGGACACGCACACACACACCAGCCAGCUGCACACACACAACCAACAGCUGCUGCUGCAACGACAGGACGAGCUCCGGGACAAGCAGAGGCUCAAGAGCGAGCUUGAGGAGUGUCAGAGCAGGUUGAAGGACCUGGAGGCGGAGCUUCAGAAAGCCAAUAACAAGGCUUACAAUGCAGAACACCAGCUGACCCAGCUGUCACUCAAGCUGUGCAGCAGUGAGCAGCUGCAGCAGCAGAUCUUCCUGUUGAACCAGCAGCUCGUCCUGCUGAGAGAAACUAACAGAGCUCUGAGAGAACAGCUGGAUGGAGGAGAGACACACCGCCACACUGAGGCGUCCAUGCUGCAGUGCAGUGUGGGUAAGGAGUACCAGCGGCUGAAGGACAGUGACGUCCAGCAGAGACAGAAGCUGGAAGCAGCCAAUCACAGGACAGCAGAGCUGGAGAGCCAGCUGGCCAAGAAAGACCAGCUGAUCCUGGAUCAGAAGAAACUGCUGGAGGACACCAAGACCCAGAGCAGAGGCGAGCUGGCGGCGUGUGAGAGUCGCUGUGGGUCUCUGAGGAGGAUCACUCAGACGCUGCAGACGGAGACGCUGCACCUGUACAGCCAGAUCCACCUGGACGCACACAGGCCUCUGGACCUCAGGUCUAAUGGCAGCAGCGUUGCCUUACCAGCUCCUCAGGGUAGCCACAAGCCCCGCCCCUUCUCUUCUUCUGUUGGUAUAAUCAACGGAGCCGCGGAGACAAUGUCCACCUCCCCCUUGCACCUCCCCUUCUGCUCCUCCUCCCCCCUCUCCCUCUCCCCUAUCGACUCCCCCCUGGCCGUCGGCUCCUUCCUGGAGCAGCGUGCACGGCAGCUGUUCAGACCGACCAAUCACAGCCAGGAGGAGGAGCAGCAGGAGGGGGAGGAGGAGGAGGAAGAGGAGGAGGAGGUAGAGGAGGAGCAGGAGGAGGAGGAGCAUGAGGCUCAUCCAGAUAGCCCUCCUCUAGCUCAGGAGGCAGAGAUCCUCCUCUCAGCGAGUCCUCAGGCGGAGCCCCUGAUCCGGGCUUCAGCUCACAGCCAGACCUCCUCCGGACCUCCUGCACCUCCUGCACCUCCUGCUGACCUGACGCUCGCUGUCCGACAGAGGAGGCACGAACUCAGCAUCAUGGACUACGACGAGACGCUGCCCGAGUACUGAGGGAGAUGCUGAUGGAGGGAUGAUAGAGGGAUGAUGGAGGGAUGAUGAGUCAGAUGGAGGUGGAGAUAAAAGCACCUGCUCCAGGUGUUAGCAGGCUACCGCUAACUAGCUAGCGGCGCUAACAGUCCACAGUCACUAUCUGAUCCUAACCAGGUCAGGACCUUCAGUCGCCCUCCAUGAUAAAAUAAUAAACUAAAUGAAAACACAGUGAACACAAUCUGUUACAAGGAAAGCUUUCAAUGAGACAGAGCAGAAAAAAAAGCUUUCUUUUAAUUUGUACUAUUCCAGAAGCUAUAGCUAACAGCUAACAUGCUAUGCUACGCACUUUGUGUGAGGUUUAUAUCAAAUAGCAAGCUUUCAAGAAUCUACAACUGUGGCACGUGAUGCUCAAAUUAGCUUUUAAGCUAACUAACAUUCAGAACGUUGUUGCUAAUGAGCUAAUGUUGGUUAGCUAGCAGAGUUAAUGUUAGCUAGCAACAAAACUACCAGGCCGAUAUUAUUAGUGCCAGAAAAAGACUCUUAUAGUUCUUAAGUUAAACAUAUUUAUUUGGUCAAAUGACUGCUUCAGAGGUU